UAUCAAUCCUCCAUACAAGUUAAUUGCAUUUGAAUCGUCGAACAUAACAUCGCACACAAUGUUCGGCGCAUUCAGACCGACGAAUUCGCUAUGUGGCGGUCUUCUAUGGAAGAUUCCGUGGCGUCUAUCGAAAUUCCAGAAAGCACGACAACGGCAUCGGCUUCGGGGCGUCGAUGCGGUUGUGGCGACUCUUGACAAAGCUCUCACGAAGAAGGGCGAGACGCUAAAGGCCCUCGAGGUGUGGAAGGAGACAAUGCCUACCGAAGCUGAGAUGCUGCCGAAAGACAAAUACACCAUGUUCGACAGGAAGGUAAAGCGAUAUAGAAAGGGAAUUCAUAAACUGCCAAAAUGGACGAGAGUGUCGCAGAGACUAAACCCGCCUGGUUAUUAAACGCCUACGAGAUAUUCCACGAUAUUCCCGCGAUCUACGUCAAUUCACCUACAUACGCCCAUACUCCAUCCCAGAAAUGUGCACUCUUGUGCUAUAUAAAGGAGGGAUUAGAGAGCAGGAGAAAGCUGUAUGGAAAGUCAUAUUUUGACAGCAUGACCUUGAAUCACAGCUAGAAUCCGACGGACUGUAUACUAUUGUACUUGAACCCAAGAAGCACAUAAGCUUUAGGCUUUCUAUAAUGGCAUACAGUAAAGCAUAAAGUAAAAC
Annulohypoxylon maeteangense is the source of this 658-nucleotide messenger RNA. RefSeq names its product mitochondrial 54S ribosomal protein YmL31. The record is from RefSeq and is a predicted model, not a curated record. The transcript is spliced from 3 exons. Gene Ontology annotation, molecular function: structural constituent of ribosome. NCBI's taxonomy places the organism in Eukaryota, Fungi, Ascomycota, Sordariomycetes, Xylariales, Hypoxylaceae. Bases 59 to 391 code for a protein of 110 amino acids. Gene Ontology annotation, cellular component: mitochondrial large ribosomal subunit.